AGGAAGCGUUUUUCACUUUUCUGUGUAAAAACUGCAGAUCAUCCAAAGCAUGAAAUUGCCCCUGCGCCCGUAUCCAACGCUGCUUAAUGCUAGGGGUUGGUGCGGACUCUUUAAAGGGCUCUUUGCAGCGAUUCCUCGGCUGUGUGUGCGUGUGUUUAUGGGAGGUCUGUAGGUUUCCCUUUGAAGUCGAACUGUUGCCAUGUUUGAAUUACGUCAGGGUGAAGCCAUGAGGAACCAGCUCCAGCCUCUCAGCAGCAGUAGCAGCAAGCGGCAGCAGCUCAGUGUAGGAUGAGGCUCCAGCAGAGAAGAAAAGAUGUUUGGUUUCCAUAAACCAAAGAUGUACCGGAGUAUAGAGGGUUGCUGUAUCUGCAGAGCAAAGUCUUCCAGCUCUCGUUUCACUGAUAGUAAACGUUAUGAAAAAGACUUCCAGAAUUGCUUUGGGCUCCAUGAAGUCCGCUCAGGAGAUAUCUGCAAUGCGUGUGUCCUUUUGGUGAAAAGAUGGAAAAAGCUGCCAGCAGGAUCAAAGAAAAACUGGAAUCACGUGGUGGAUGCAAGGGCUGGACCCAGUCUUAAAACAACACUGAAACCAAAGAAAAUGAAAACUCUCUCUGGAAGCAGGAUAAAGAGCAAUCAAAUCAGCAAACUGCAAAAGGAAUUCAAACGGCACAACUCUGAUGCCCACAGCACCACCUCAAGUGCCUCCCCCGCUCAGUCUCCCUGUUACAGUAACCAGUCUGAUGAUGGCUCUGACACCGAGAUGAGCCCUGGGUCCAGCAGAACACCAGUCUUCUCCUUUUUAGAUCUCACAUACUGGAAAAGGCAAAAAGUUUGCUGUGGAAUAAUUUACAAAGGGCGUUUCGGGGAAGUCCUUAUAGACACUCAUCUCUUCAAACCUUGCUGUAGCAAUAAGAAGUCAGCAACUGAGAAGCCUGAACAACAGGGACCCCAAUCUCCAGCCAUCUCCAAUCAGGAAGGAUGGUGACUUCCUUGGCUAACAGGAAGGUGUAUACGGAGCCUCUUAUUGUCUGGAAAAUGCUAGAAAGUGACCCUUUGUUUACUAUGGACACCUGCUAUGCUGCCAAAAGACUAUUCCUUAAAAUUGUUUUGGUGUUUUUACUGCUACAAUUCCACAAACUCUCAAGCCAGUUUGUAUCUUUUCAGAAAUACUACAUAAUAUUUAAGAUACUAUGGAACAGUUAGCAAAGCUGAAUGCUGCUGCGAGGUUGUCUUUAAGGGUUUUUUGGUUUUUGUUUUUAUCUUUCACCUACCCAUUCCUUCCAUGAACGAACUUUUGAGGGUGGGUUUUCUUGUAUAAUAAAGUGUAUGUAGUUAAUAUUUCUGUACUGAGAGAAGCAGUGGUUGUGUUUGGCAUUUUUUAAGUUGAUAAACCCCCUCCCCAACCAGAGAAAAUAUUUCAUUUGAUGUGUGAUUCAGUGACAUGGACUUAUACAUAGAAGUUUUUAACUCUUUACAAUAUUUUCAUUUGCGUGUAUUUUAAAAGGUAUGGAGAGCUAAACCUGUACUACUGACAUUUUAACCAAGACAAAUAGUUUCAUCAUUCCUGUAUGGCAAAGCCAGGUAAUGUAAGCAAGGCUAGUACACGAAGACCUAAAUGUUCAAUAUCCAAGAAGAGUGGAGGUACGCUGUGUCUAGACACAUGUAUAGAACCUCCCAGUUCCUCCUGAAUACAAGUGACCAGUAAACCAAUAAAUGACAACCCAAAAGCAAGCGCUGGGGGUUGUGCAGUACUGCACGUGAUUAGAUUGAGAGAGGAACCAUGGAGGCCACCUGGGGUCCAGGUUAGGUGCAGCUUCAGGGUUGGAAUUGUUGAAUUCUCACAGGAUGAUCUCAUAAAUUUUCUGCCAUUUCUAGGCACCUUCCUGGUUUUGAACAUGACACAGAACCAAAAACGUAGUGGGGGCGCCGGGGGGGGGGGGGGGCAGCUUUCUGUCCCAGGAAUUGAAACAAAACAAUCCAAGCAUGAAAUUCAGUUGGGUUAUGAUUCCUGUUUUGGACCCUUCCAGUCUUGUGAACUGUAUGCAUGUUUAUACUGCAAUCCCGGGGUGUGGUUUAAUCCAGAUAGCUCUGCUACCAGAGCAGUGAAGCUGUGGGAGCGUGACUUCACAAGGCUGUCCAGCUGAGUAAUUGCCCAGGAUCCUGGGCAGCCUUGUAUAGCCCUCACUGAUGCACAUGAUGCCAUGGUUACACUGCUAUUGGUACCCGAGUUAGCUAGAGCAAAGCUAGCUGGGGACAUCCAUGAGCUGCAGUCACACCCUGUCAUUGUAACACAGGGCAUGUCUAUACUGCAGACAUACACACCCCAUAGCAACACUUCUGUGCAUGCUGGACCUAUUGUAAAUUCUGUAAGUGCUGUUAAAAAUUACUCCAUUCUAAAUAGAGGCAGCUCUGUGUGCAUGUUGUUGGCAAAACAAAUCCUAUGCACAUUCCUGGUAAAACUUGUGUGCAAAUGAUUGUGGCAUUCCUUUAUGCUCCAGCUUUGUCUUUAGGGUAAAAACAGCUUUCUCAAUGUUUUAGCUCCUGGUUGUUUCAUGUUACUUUUAUGAAGAUUUAACUUGCACAGUGUGGGAAGUGAACACCUGGUUUAAAAA
Molecule: messenger RNA, 2609 nt
Organism: Chelonoidis abingdonii (Abingdon island giant tortoise)
Lineage: Eukaryota; Metazoa; Chordata; Testudines; Testudinidae
Gene: SINHCAF
Product: SIN3-HDAC complex associated factor
Biological process (GO): negative regulation of cell migration
Cellular component (GO): Sin3-type complex
Source: RefSeq, a predicted model, not a curated record